Molecule: messenger RNA, 2909 nt
Organism: Ochotona curzoniae (black-lipped pika)
Lineage: Eukaryota; Metazoa; Chordata; Mammalia; Lagomorpha; Ochotonidae
Gene: ETAA1
Product: ETAA1 activator of ATR kinase
Exons: 6
Coding region: 18-2612 (864 amino acids)
Source: RefSeq, a predicted model, not a curated record
GGAGGGGAUCGUAGGCAAUGAGUCGCCGAAGAAAACAUGGGGACAGUCCUGCCCCGAAGAAAACGCCGCUGCAGGCGGCGGCGGCUGAGGAAUGCAGCUCGGUGGUCGAGCCCGGGAGAAGGCGGCUGAGGUCGGCCCGCGGCUCCCGGCAGCAGCGCGUGGCGGGAGAGGGCUCUACCUGGCCAUGGCGGCCGCGAGAGCAGCGUCCAGCAGCCGCCUGGUGCAGUAAAAGUGACCCCAAGGAAAGAUAUAAGACACCAAGGAGAAUGGUACACAUGGAUUUGCCAUCUGUCUUCAGUUCUCCUAAUGAUCCAGAUGGACAGAGUGAUAUCUUUUGGGAUCAGAACUCUCCCAUGACAAAACAGCUAGGUAAAGGAAGGAAACAACGUAUUUCCACCACAGAGAAUGAUGAAAUUUCACAUAUUGUUAAUCGAAUCGCUCCUCAGGAUGAAAAACCAACAACAAACUCUAUGCUAGGUGUAUGGAUUGGUGAAACUGCUAUUCCUUGUACUCCCAAUGUAGCAAAAGGAAAAUCAAGAGUAAAAAUCAGCUGUACAAGGCUAAAAACACAAAAUCGAGAGCAAGAACUUAUGAAAUUGGCUAAACAAUUUGAUAAAAAUAUGGAAGAACUGGAUGUUAUUCAAGAGCAAAACAAGAUGAGUCAUGAUUUUAUCCAAACAAUUUCAGAAACAGAGACUUUAAAUAAUUAUAAAGGUGAUGAACAGAUGAAAGUAUUAUGUGAUACAAUUCCUGAAAUAGAUAAUGUAUCUUUAGCAGAUGAUCAAAAUAGCAGUCAGAAGUCAUUUGACCAAAAUGCCGAAGCAGCUUUUAAUGCCAUUUUUGAUGGUUCUACUCAGAAAUGUAGCGGACAAUUAAGCCAAGACUUGUCAGAUGCAGUUUUGAACACGAGUAAUACAACAUGUGAAAAGAAAAGUACCUUGAAAGAGGAGAGACUCAUUACUGCUGAAACUCGGCUCACUGAAAAACUACCCAGUAAAAGCACAGCUGCUGCUUCUCAACUGAAUAUUCCCACGGAGACACAGCCGCGUGUGACUUCCUGUUUGGCUGAGCCAGAGGCUCCUACUGAGCAUGUGGAUACAUUUAUUACCAGUGAUUUUGAGGAUGAGUGGGAAAACAUGCUAGAUAAUGAGCCUUUUGUUAUGCAAACUAUAGAAAGAACUGAACAAAAAGAAACUAGUUCCUUUACUAAUAUAAAUAGUAAAAGUAAGUCAGCAAUGAAUAUGUGUGUAUAUGAUAGGUUAAGAAAUGCAAAAAUGUUGCCAGAUCUUGAUUCAGAGACACAUAAGAGAGAAUUAAUUGGUGUUGGAGAACAUAGAGUUCCACCAAAUCCAAAUGUUAAAUCAAGCAAAUUGCCAUCCCUUGGAAAUAAGAUAAAAUAUGAGGAAUCUUUCAAGAAAAUUGUUGUUGAAGACAAAAUUCAAGAUUCUGCAGUUACAUCUAAUCUUAAAAAAAUAAAGGAAGAUAGUUAUACUAAAUUUAUUGCUAAUGCUUCCGAAAAAAAACUUGGUUUGAACAGAAGACAUUCUAAUGAACAGGAAAAUAGGCCCAUUUGUAAUCAGAAUUUUAAAGUACCUGGCCCCCUUUUCAAUUCUGCAACUCUGGCCAAUGACACCCAUGUUAAUAGCUCACAUCAGGCUAAUGUAGCAAAGAUAGGUUCUUUUGUUGAUGAUUGGAAUGAUCCAUCCUUUGCCAAUGAAAUUAUUAAAACAUGUCAUCAGUUGGAGAAUACCUGGGAAGCAGAUGAUGUAGAUGAUGAUUUGCUAUACCAAGCAUGUGAUGAUAUUGAAAGACUAACACAACAAGAUACUAUCCAGAACAGCAAGACAUCAGAGAGUAUACGUGAAGUCAGCAACUGCGCUAAACGCGGAGCCAGAAACUCCUUCACUAUAUCUAACCCAAGGAGUCAGGUGGUGCAAUCAAAUCAUUGGAAUCAUGGCAGCAUUUCACUGCAAACAUCUCCCUUAACAAAUAACCCACAGAUAUAUAAAUCAGCGAAGGCAGACAAAUGGGAAGUGCGCAGAAAUUCUCCAAGCUUCCUGAACACCACAACAAAUUUGACCGUGAACUCUAAUUUUUGGACAAGUAAUUUACAUGUCUCUGGGAAUAACGUUACUUUUCCAAAAGCAAUGAAAAGUUCCAAAUCACAUUUUGCUGGAAGUUCAACUUUGAGAGUGAAUUCAGAUAUGAUUACUACGUGUAAGAAUGUUCAACAACUGUCCCCUAAGACCAUGACAGAUGCAACCCAGAACAACCUUAAUGCAACACCCAGAUGUUCUAAAUACACGUUUACAAAGAUGAAAAAUUCUCAGGUUCUUUCUCAGUUUAACCAAAGUUGUGUAAUAGAAAGUAUGUCUGAUACCAAAAUUACACAGGGUUUGAAGAAAAUGCAACCUGUCAGUCCAUUAAUUGAGAAACCAGAUCAACAGCAAUACUUGGUGAAAUAUUCUGAAUCUUUAAAACAUUCUUCAAAAGAGGAAAAGGAGAAAAACAGAAAAUAUUCUCCUGAAGAAAUUCAGAGAAAAAGACAAGAAGCAUUGGUUCGAAGAAUGACCAAAGCACAGGCAUCAUUUGUAAAUACAACUCCCACUUGAUUUCUUUAAUGAAAUAUUACUUGGAAGACCUUAUGAAGACUAUGAAAACUAUCUGUGAUAGGAAAUCAUAUUUUUAUUUCUCUGUGAGAAAUUUAAUGCUAACUUAUUAAGCAUGGACUUUACUUUGUUAUUUAAUAAAUCAGUGUUUAAGUACUAGUUGAAACCUUUUUUGGAGAUAUAUAUGAAAGUAAUUACUUUGAAGUUUUGGAAACUCUGGAAUGUAAAUAAUUAUGUAGUAAAAUACAGAGGAACACAGAUUAAUUUUUAAAUAUUAUAAAUGAUGAAUCAUUAACAUAA